AACCGACUCACUGGCUCCAAGUCAAUGAGAAUAACGGCAGUAAUUCAUACCGGACGGUCCUCCCACCCCGUCCUCAAGUUUUGUGGUGUUAUAUGUUUUAUCUGAGGUAACCUACGGGGAGAGCUUCAUCUGAAGGACAUUUCUCAAUAAUCUGCCAUCACAGAAAAUCUGUCCGGGAAACAAGGGACAGACAGUUUCUCUAUAGAUCUUUCUCUCUCACACACGCACACUUGAAGACCGAGAAUAAUCGUUCUGAAAGCAUGGAGCCUGCCGAGAUGAACUCUAUCCCCAAUGGAAAGGGGCACGAAGCUGGUGAAGAGACAACUGUGACUGCAUUAAAAAGCCAAUCAGAAGAUGCUGCUCAGGAACUUGUACCAAAUAGCACAGAAAAUGUCAGUACUGACAAAACGCCAGGUAAUGCAGAGGCAAACCUGCCAGAAAGCUCAGAGUUUCUGUCCAAUGUAGAUGACAAGAAAACCCCUCGCUUCACGGAUUUUGAGGGAAAGACUUCUUUUGGGAUGUCCGUCUUCAACUUGGGAAACGCCAUCAUGGGAAGUGGAAUUCUGGGAUUAGCAUACGCCAUGGCUAACACGGGCAUUGUCCUCUUUAUAAUUCUUCUCACUGCUGUUGCUGGCCUGUCUUCAUACUCCAUUCACCUGCUGCUAAAAUCUUCAGGCAUUGUGGGCAUUAGAGCUUAUGAACAACUGGGCUUCCGAGCAUUCGGCACACCAGGCAAGAUGGCUGCCGGGAUUGCAAUCACCCUGCAGAACAUUGGAGCCAUGUCCAGCUACUUAUACAUAGUGAAGUACGAGUUUCCACUGGUUAUCCAGGCUUUUCUCAAAGUGGACAGUACAUCAGGGGAGUGGUUUGUAAACGGAAACUACCUGGUCGUCAUUGUAUCAUGCAGUGUCAUCUUGCCGCUAGCUUUAAUGAAGCAGCUCGGGUACCUGGGCUACACCAGCGGUUUCUCUCUAAGUUGUAUGGUCUUCUUCCUUAUUUCGGUGAUCUAUAAGAAGUUCCAGGUGAAAUGUCCUUUUGAGGACUUUUCCCAUAACAGGACGUUGGUGGGCUUUAACACAAGUAUCGCGUCUGACCAGAGAGGAGUGGAGAUAACCCCUGAGGGUGACCCUAGCUGCACCCCUCACCUCUUUAACAUGAACUCACAGACGGCCUACACGGUUCCCAUCCUGGCAUUUGCGUUCGUGUGCCACCCCGAGGUGCUGCCAAUUUACACAGAGCUGCGCAACCCCACAAAGACAAAGAUGCAACAUGUCUCCAACAUCUCCAUUGCGGUCAUGUACAUCAUGUACCUCCUGGCUGCCCUGUUUGGAUAUUUGACCUUCAUCGAUAAAGUGGAAGCCGAGCUGUUGCACACCUACAGCCGAAUUGACCCGUAUGACACGCUCAUCCUGUGCGUUCGUCUAGCUGUGCUGACUGCCGUCACACUCACUGUACCCAUCGUGCUGUUUCCUGUAAGGAGAGCAAUUCAGCAGAUGUUCUUUCCAAAUAAAACUUUCUGGUGGCCACGUCACAUUGCCAUAGCUGUCUGCCUCCUCACCCUCAUCAACUUACUGGUCAUCUUCGCCCCAAACAUCCUGGGCAUCUUCGGGAUCAUCGGUGCCACAUCCGCGCCGUGCCUCAUCUUUAUAUUUCCUGCUGUGUUUUACAUCCGCAUUGUUCCCGAGGAAGAUGAACCCAUGCGCUCACCGCCGAAAAUCCUUGCUGCUUGCUUCGCCAUUUUAGGAGUCUUAUUUAUGAUAAUGAGCCUGAGCUUCAUCAUCAUUGAUUGGACGUCAGGGAGCAGCAAAGGAAACAGUGGUCAUUAGACCACAUCCUCUAAUGGUUUAUGCUUUUUCAUUUGAUUUUCGGGUCAGUAGUUGGGGAGGAUGCAGAAUCUCUCACUAGAUCAGUCAGGGAUCAGUCACACAGAUUCCUAGCUUUAGUUGCAUUCAAUCAAUGCAUUAUUUGGCCUUGUGACCUGCAUGUGCUGUAAAUGGGGUGUUGACCCAUCUCAGGCCGGCAUUAAUUCCAUUUUAAGUCAUGAAGGGGCAUGUAAAUAUUAAUUUUAAAGCUUGAUAUGUGGGGAUGACCAGAACUAGAAAAUCAAAAGCCCUUAAUAGUCAGUAUGUGCUAUAGUUACAGCACAUGCAGUAUGCAGGGUUUGCUACAAAAGGGAUUUUGCAUUCUAACCAAACAGACUCAUCAGCUGGUCCAACCUCCCAUCCAUCCCUCAAUAUCAUGACCUUUCACCUUUACCCCUCGGCCACAUUCACAAGAGAUUAAUCACAGUACUGUAAGUGCUCAGUUCUGAUGGGAGGAUUGGUAGUUAUUAAAGUGUUUAUUUGAUCAUAUCUCAUAUUAGAUAUAGCAAUACUCUGUGCGAAAGCUGUGAGAAAUCUGACACUGAAGGCUGUUCAGAGGCAACACACGACCUCGUCCAGAAUCCAGACUUGAUUUGGCUGCAGUCUAUUACACAAUUUCAAAUGUAUGCAAAUUGUACGUAUAGAACAGAUGUACGUGUCACAUUUUUAUAUGGAUUUAUAAUGUUUAUCCUUUCUACAAUAUUUAGAGAUAAAUUUAUUAGCAGGUAUAUGAGCAUACAUAUAUUUGAUAUAGAAAAUAGAAGAGUAUUCCAAUUCAUCCGGUCCUCUCAAGGAUAUCUAUCACAUCCCUUUUACAAUUUUUAACUUUUCAGCUUAAAUGCCAUCUUUAAAAGAUUCAGAUCUAAAAAAAAAUUAUGGUGAAAGGAACGUUUUGAAAAUUUUAAUGAAUACUGCUGAUUGCAAUGGGAAAGCACAGAUUGGAAAGCACAGUUAAUAUAGUCAGUAUGUAAUAGUCCCACGAGUCCUUCUUAACUGAUUUUGAAAGACUCUGGAUUUAUAUGCAGAGGAAACCAAAAAAGAAAAAAAAAAUAUUCACAGGGUCUUCUCCUUGAUUGGAGAAACAAAUAUUGUGCAUUGGUGUGCAUGAACGUUUUAGUUCCAGGGCAAAUGGCGUACAUGUGGUAAAUGUUGCUCAGUGGAAAGCUGAUCGUAUUAAAGUUUUGCUUCUAGUUAUGCUAUUAACCGAACCAGUCGGAUGAUUUCGGAGAUCGGUUGGCGAUUAUUGAAACCUUAAACUGUAGCACUUUCAUUUGAAGCACAACUUCCGCUCAAUCUCUUGACCUAGUGACCCAGUUAACUUAAUCAUGACAUCGUGACAGUUUGACAUAAUCAUAGAUGAAUAAUAUAUUUUGUAGGCAGAUAUAUGAACAAAGCAUAUGUACAACUAACUGUAAAUUGUUUGAAGAAAAAAGAAAACAAGUGAUGUGUGGAUGUUUAACAUGGUACAUCAUGAAUAUUUUUAAUCUUUGUAAUUGAAACUCGUCAUCCUAAAACACUAUAAAUCAAGCACUUACUGGCCCAUAAUGAUCUAAGUGGUAACACUGUGGUGUUUUAUUGUGUGUGAAUGUGUGCGUUCGCUCCUCUUAAUGCUUAUGGAGAAAGAAUAUUUCAGUCAGUGAAUGUACUGUAAUGAACUGUCUAAAUGUUAAAUUGUGGUACUUUUUAGUUCAUUUUGUCUGUUUAAUUCAUGUUUAAUGGAUAGGCCAGCCACACAUAUAAAUAAAUCAUCAUAUCUGUGAACCAGUAUCAGCAUAAUUACAUAUCUCGAUAUCUUCUUUCAGUGUUUUAAACGUCUCUGGUGCUGCAUCAAGGGCCUGUCUGACAGUAAUAUAUUCCAAAUUACAACCUGUACUGUUAAAAAAAAAAAAAAAAAAAAUCAUGUUUAUCAUGGUUGGAUCGGAUGCUUCUUUAGUUAAUUUCCCUCUUUGUGCUGUUUUGGAUAUGCAAAGAGAAAUGAUUUACUGAUUAAAUAUUUGUAUGAUUUCUGAAGUGCAUCAGUGAAAUAACCCAUUGAGAUCAUGGUUAAUUAAUAGUUUGGUAAAGAAGCGUUUAAUUGUGUGUGUUUGGUGAUGGUGACAAGUUGUCUGUAGUGGUGUAAUGCCUCACACACCAAUGUGGUUUCUCAAGCACAAAAGUGUCCCAUUGUUUUAGCAGUGUAGGUUCAUGUGUGUUUACAAGCCUGAGAACUAAAUGUGCCAGUUGUUAAAGAAUUGCCAGUAUCUGUCCUUAUCUAAUGACUCAAAAUGAUUCCUGAUCGCUAAACAAAGUAUCAUUUCACUCCAAAAUCACACACAAAUAUAUAUAUCUAGAAUUUGGAGUGAAAUUUCAUAGUGUAAUAUUGACUUUAUGGUGAUGCUGAGUAUUUGACUUCUCUCUGAUGACUGAUUUUAUGAUGAAGGUAGCUAGCCUGUUAGCUCUUAUUAACUUACUAUCAUAUAGCACAAACUAGACAUUGUUAGCAUCGAUGAUGAAUCAUACAUACAUACUUUUCCCUUUAGAAGUACAAUCUGUGAUUGCUGCAACUGUAACAUUAACAGCGGUGCAGGAGAAACUACCCUGACCAACAAGAUCCCCCAUAAUGCUGUGCUUCCAUCCCCAGACUUUCCCACGCCCCGCUUUUGUAGCUUCCGAGCUGAUGGCAGCACUUUUUAAGCACGAUCUCCAAAUCUGAAAUGAUUCACACAAAGUAGCAGAAGGGGGAAGCAUUUAAUUGUCUUUAUAGCAGUUGUGUACUUGUGUCCAGUCAGCGUGAUGUUUCCCUUGUGAUGUAAUGAAAGUGUCAUCUGUUUGUAACAGUUUAUAUGAAUUCAUUACUUACAUGGCAGGCAGCAUUUAUAAAUAAUGUACAUAAAUGUAAACCCUUUAUAUUAUAAGCACAUCUAUAGUUUAUAUAUUGUAAAUAGUCAGAUGAUGUUUAGUCGAUGAUUAAAACGUAAUAAUUUUUAAAAAUGCUUUUUAAAAAGCCAGUCUUUAUUUUCUUUAUUCUCAGUAUUGAGUACAUUGCUGGCAUUUAAUGUACUGUAAACAAUGUUAAAAUAAAAAAAGAAUAAAUAAUAUUCAUACUUUCUUGG
Messenger RNA from Pimephales promelas (fathead minnow), 4954 nucleotides. It is a transcript of the gene slc38a3a, whose product is annotated as solute carrier family 38 member 3a. Gene Ontology annotation, molecular function: L-glutamine transmembrane transporter activity; L-asparagine transmembrane transporter activity; L-histidine transmembrane transporter activity. Gene Ontology annotation, biological process: histidine transport; amino acid transmembrane transport; L-glutamine transport. Lineage: Eukaryota; Metazoa; Chordata; Actinopteri; Cypriniformes; Leuciscidae. The record is from RefSeq and is a predicted model, not a curated record. Gene Ontology annotation, cellular component: plasma membrane.